ACUCCUCCCCAGUCCUUUCGGUUUCCACCACAGCGCCCCUCGCCGGUGCAUUAGCGUCCGUGAUCACAUGUCACCAGCUGCGAUUCGCUUGAAGUAGUUAAAAAAAGUUUGGCAAGGCCGCGGGGAGUUGCAGCAGAAACACCGCAAUCGAUACGUAAACGCGCGCUCACAGCGGAGAAACUAUGGAAUCAGUCGCCCAGAGAGUGAUGACUUCGGGAUUCAGCCUCGAUUUGGGGCCCCUCAAGGAACCGUUGGCGUUCAUCCGUUUACUGGAAUGGGUUUUCUCCAUAUUUGCCUUCGCCACGACUGGAGGCUACAGUGGCACGACCAGUGUCAAUAUCCAGUGUAAAGGAUCUCAAAACCAAGAAGUACAAGUAGACUUCGGCUACCCAUUCAGGUUGAUGGCUCAUCCCUUUCAAGUCCCUGAUUGUAAAAACAGUUCUUCGGCCACCACCACCACCACCACCACCUACUUGAUAGGAGACUAUUCGUCCUCAGCCCAGUUUUACGUCUGCAUUGGAGUGUUUGCUUUCCUGUACUGCAUUGCCACACUCGUGCUCUAUUUGGGCUACCAUCACUUGUACAGGGAAUCUAGUCGUGGCCCCGUCGUGGACCUGUUGGUGACGGGGGCUUUUGCCUUCCUGUGGCUGGCGUCAUCCUCUGCUUGGGCUAAAGGCUUGUCUGAUGUGAAGGUGGCCACCGAUCCGACGAACAUCCAGACACUUAUUGAGGUUUGCAAAAAUACCGAAAACAAGUGCGGACCUGGUGCCACACCUCACAUGGGCCGACUAAAUGCCUCUGUGAUAUUUGGUUUUCUUAACCUCAUUCUGUGGGCUGGAAACUGCUGGUUUAUUUACAAGGAGACACCUUUCCACAGGUCAGCCAACCAGCAAGCAAACGUGGAUGCAUAAUAGACAUUUCAAAAACCACUCCCUUAUUGUGAAGUAUUGAUUUUAUUGAUUUCAUAUCUGGGCUGUAUUAUAUCUUACACAUUUCACAGGGUACUAAAACUAAAACUGUUCAGACACCGGCGUAGGAAAUUAUUGCAGCCUAAAAUGUAAUCAUUCUUAUUUCAGUUUGCGUCUAUAGUGAGGUGUCCAUUAUUUUUAAAUUUACAGCAAGUGCCAAUGCCAUCAGAGAUUGUUUUUCCAAAACUCAGGGCUAAUGAGUGUAGAAAUUACAAAAUGCAUAAUUAAUACUUGAAAGCAUUUAUUGUCAAGUGUAGACUGCUGACAAAAUCAAUUUUCAGCCCAUUCAGGGUGGCCAUACAUUUAUGACUAAUAAAUUUUAAUCAGUAGCUAGUAGGAAAAAAAAAAAUCAUCUGCCACUAUGAGAUUAUUUAUAAGAUGGAUAAAAGUGAUUUAUGUAAUCAGUUUGGGGUUAUUUUGUGCAUCAUCAUCACCUCAUUUUACUAGAUUAAAUUUACGGCUGACUAUUCUGUUGAAUGAAUGAAUACUUUAUUUCGAACAUGUAAGGAAAACAAAACAAAGGAAAACAAUAUGUGAACAACAUUUUCCCAACAUGUUCGAAAAGGAGUAGGAAGAAGCCUUAUGCUUAUUUUGUCCUACCCCUUAUCUGUUUAACACUUACUUGCUUGAUUUCUGUGCUUAUGUCCAUUUAGAGCAUUUCCCUGAAUGCCAAAUAGUGUCAAGUAUUUGAAUACUUUUGUAUAAUCACAGAUACUUGUUAAUGUUUUCCGCUGACUGAUCUCUAACCUGUUCUAAAUUCCCUGUAUUCACCUUUUAUCGCCUUAUAACUUUUCCCUUGCUCCUACCUCCUCUUUUGUUGUAAGUGAAUGCAAGUCAUUCUCUAAUUCUGCCAAUGAUUUCCUACUUUUAUAGCCUUGCUUGACCCACCACGGUGUUGAUAAAAAUGUUGCAGAUAAAAGUGGAGUUACUGCUCAUAUCUUUGUGUGGAUCUGACAUCUUUUGCAUCAUUAAAAGGAAGAACUGG
Mugil cephalus (flathead mullet) is the source of this 1953-nucleotide messenger RNA. It is a transcript of the gene sypl2b, whose product is annotated as synaptophysin-like 2b. Lineage: Eukaryota; Metazoa; Chordata; Actinopteri; Mugiliformes; Mugilidae. The transcript has 6 exons. The record is from RefSeq and is a predicted model, not a curated record. Gene Ontology annotation, cellular component: synaptic vesicle; synaptic vesicle membrane. The coding region runs from base 183 to 911 and encodes 242 amino acids.